UGUCCUCGUCGUCACGCAUGCGUUGGGAAGUACAUACAUUACAUUAUAGCUUGCACAGUCGCAAGACACAGGAGAGGGAAGCUACUUGACCUCUAUCUAUCAGCAACAUCAUUUCAACUAGUUGAAGAGAAAGAACAAGCCGCGCAAAUCCCACGUCGAGCAUCAACGAGAAUGAUCAAUAAAGGUGGAAAGUGGUGGCUGCAGCGUGUCACGGUAAAAACACCCUGACAUAUACGUCAUUCCAUGUUCGGCGAAAUAAUCUCCCGAAACCGAUGCGAAUUGCUAAAAGAUUAUUAUCGUUUUUCAAGUUGAUAACUGCGAUCGGUAAAUAAUUUGUUAAACGAACGUUACAUGUUUCUUUGUAACGAUUAUUCAUAAUUAUAUAUAUUGAUUGGCAACGGAACUAAUGACAGAAUAUGCAAGAAUUCUAUUGCGCGCAUUGAUAAGACACAAUCGAGUUUCUUUCACAGAAAAGAGUUUUGACGUCAGACGUUUUAACGCAAAGAUCUCUCUCGAUUGUUGAUUGACACAAAGACGAGGCUUAUUCGAAAUAAAGGAAACUAAAACGCUGUCAAAUUUUUCAGCAAAAUUUAACUGAUUUUGUUGUUUUCGUCGAGAUUGCUACAAAACAACGCAAUACAAAAGAAGUGUAUGUAAAUAUCAUCAGCGCAAUGUAAUGUGUGAUAAAGAGAACAAGAUAAGAACUAAUGACUUCGCUCUAGAUAAAAGCAGAUCAAGUGUGUCUUACACAAAUUUCGCUUGUGAGAGAGAAACCACCGCGUUACAUAUCUCUACAUAUCUGUGUUACGUUACCAUCGUGUUACAUAUCCAUGUUGAGUCACGAUGACUGGAGAGAAUAUUCACAAGAAUAGAGAUUUGUGCAAAGAUAAACAAGGAAACAAAUUCACGAGCUGAAGAACAGUAAGAAGGAAGAGAGGAGGCAAUAACGAGCUGAUACACCUGAUGUUUGGUAUAAAGUGGUGAACAAAUUCAGAAGGAUGAAAACGAGAUUGUUGUUGUGCGGCCUCGCCUUUGCCAUUGUGCUUCUGAUUUUUAUGAUCUCGACCGAGAACAACAUCAUUCAGAGGAUACCCUUCCUCGAAAUAACGGCGAUCAACGAUAUCAGAUGCUACGACGAAGUCUCGACUGCAGAGAGCAUCCGUGAAUUCGAUUCGGAAUCAAGUGACAAACCGACGCCAGGUAGGAACAUCUUCUUCCACGAAACUUCCUGCUUUGGCGAGGAAGGUCUCGUACUGAACGCUCGGCAAGCUUGCGCUGUAGAGUCGGCGGCGCGAAUGAAUCCGACGAUGACCGUAUAUCUAUUGUUUGUCAGCAAGUCGGACUUUUCGAACAGCACUCGCGAAAUUGUUCGCCACGUGCUCGACUAUCGCAACGUGAAGAUCCGCCACAUCUAUCCGGAAAGAUACGUGAGGAACACGCCGUUGGAGUCGUGGUACACCAGCGGCAUGCUGAAGAAAAGCCACUGGCCGGUCAGCCACAUGUCUGAUAUGCUGCGUUACCUCACCCUAUGGAAGUACGGCGGUAUCUACCUUGAUCUUGAUGUGGUGGUCACCAGCUCGUUGGAAAAUUUGACCAACUUUGCCGGCGCCGAGGAUUGGGAUGACGUCGCCGCCGGUGUCAUGGGUUUCGACAUGUCGGAGCUGGGUCGUCGCAUGGCCGGCGCUUGCGUGCGUGAUCUUAAGAAGAACUUCCGCGGCGAUGUCUGGGGCAACAACGGACCUGGAGUGAUUACGAGGGCAUUACAGAAGCUCUGUGCGACGACGUAUGCGGGCGACAUGACGACCGCACGUUGUCGCGGCUUUACGGUGUAUCCACCGUCCGUUUUCUAUCCAAUUCACUAUAAACAAUGGAGGAAGUAUUUUGAGAUAAGGAACAGCAACACUACUCUGAAGACGUUGAGCAAAGCGAAGGCGAUUCACGUGUGGAACAAAUUGAGCAAAGAUGAGAAGGUGCGAGUGGACAGCAACGUGCCAUAUGCUGUUAUCGCGCGCAAAUAUUGUCCACGCGUUUUCAACAACUGCGGCAAAAUAUUUUGAAUCACUUUAGAGAAUGUAAUAUAUUAUUGAAUUGAUAGAAUACUAAGAAUCCUGUACGUGAUUUUCGCAUUUAUCUGAAAUAAUCGAAAGAGAGAGAGAACUACACCAAAAAAAAGAUCUCGGAAAAUAAUCAUGAAGCCAAAUGUUUUAGUACAAUAAUUUUAAUUAAAUAUGUAAGUAAACAUAAUAUAAAAAGUAGUGACCAAUAAUCUGAUUACAAAUGGCUCAACAAUUACUAUUAAAUUAUUUCAUAGAUACUGAUUAUAAAACAAUUCAGUUGGUUUGCUUCAUGAAGAAUUUUACUUACUAAUUAUUCGAUGCUUUGGUGAUUAUCACCAAACAGUUUAGCAACACUGUUACUACAGAUACACAACACUGUUAUAUCGGAUACUAAUUUGAUACUAAAACUGGACGCUUAACUAAAUGGUCCGAUAAUUAUAUUGCCAGAUUUUUGUCAAUGUUCUUAUCGACGUAAUAUUUAUGCAAUACUUGUAAAAAGGCUGAUUUAGAAAAGUGUUUUAUAUAAUACUCCGCAAUGCCCCUAUGUAACUAUAAAGAAUAUAUAUAUAUUUAUAAUAAUUUAACGCCUGAUAUAAACAAAAACCCACGGAGAUCAAUAUCACUCUUUGAAGUAUUGCAAAUUAUUGAGAUAAACUAUGGAGUCAAAAUAAAUCUGUGUGUGUGUGUGUGUGUGUGUGCGCGCGCGCGUGUGC
Messenger RNA from Pseudomyrmex gracilis, 2770 nucleotides. RefSeq names its product lactosylceramide 4-alpha-galactosyltransferase-like. Gene Ontology annotation, biological process: glycosphingolipid biosynthetic process. The coding region runs from base 999 to 2057 and encodes 352 amino acids. Lineage: Eukaryota; Metazoa; Arthropoda; Insecta; Hymenoptera; Formicidae. The record is from RefSeq and is a predicted model, not a curated record. The transcript is spliced from 6 exons. Gene Ontology annotation, molecular function: alpha-1,4-N-acetylgalactosaminyltransferase activity.